CCAUCCCUCUCCAUAAACAAACCAAAGAUCACUGAUGAUGACGCGAAGAAACUCAAUGAUUAUUUUGUGGCGGUAAUCGGUCCCCAUUCUGGUGAUGAAUCUUCGAGUUAUACUCGACAAGAAUAUGAAGUCAACAUGGAAGAACAACGAGUACUACAUUGCUUCAAAAAAAAAGCCCGUACAUUUGCUCUUUUGGACUUUUGCUUGAAUGGAAGUUUGGAUGAUUUAUCAGACCGAAUGGAUAACAUCGAGGCCAAUCUGGGCGAUAAUGACGAUGAACGCCAAGACAUUCGACUCCUCCGUUAUAUACUAUCUGAUUAUCACGCGAAUUGCAGCAAGCCGUCUUACAUCGUUAUUCCCAAUGAACGUACUCCUUUUGCUGAAUAUAUCAUUCCAAUCUUCAAGUAUUUCAGUGCCUCAACAAAAUUGUUAUCUUUUAUUUGGUGUGAAAAAGGCUCCCCGUCAUACAAACAGUUAAUGCUUUGCCUUUCUGAAAGCCAAAGAAAGCUUUUAGAUGGAAUUGGGUUUAGUCCCAAAGACAGAGUUGAACGUGUGUUGGUUGAGUGCUCCGGGUAUGUAUGA
This is a messenger RNA of Mycotypha africana, 582 nucleotides long. RefSeq lists its product as uncharacterized. The annotation marks the transcript as partial. NCBI's taxonomy places the organism in Eukaryota, Fungi, Mucoromycota, Mucoromycetes, Mucorales, Mycotyphaceae. The transcript has 2 exons. The record is from RefSeq and is a predicted model, not a curated record.